This is a messenger RNA of Plasmodium inui San Antonio 1, 1632 nucleotides long. RefSeq lists its product as hypothetical. The record is from RefSeq and is a predicted model, not a curated record. The transcript has 6 exons. Gene Ontology annotation, molecular function: protein tyrosine/serine/threonine phosphatase activity. Gene Ontology annotation, biological process: protein dephosphorylation. NCBI's taxonomy places the organism in Eukaryota, Apicomplexa, Aconoidasida, Haemosporida, Plasmodiidae. The coding region runs from base 1 to 1632 and encodes 543 amino acids.
AUGAUCGUGAAGGUCUUCGACCACAUAUACAUCAGCAACGUGUACGAUGCAAACGAUAUUUACCAUCUGAUAAAUUUAAACAUCGGGGGAGUCCUCACCUGCUUCCGUUGCAUGAGCAUCGAGUGGUGCCACCAUGACCCCAAGGAGAAUAGAAAGAUUUUCUACAAAGAUAGGUUUCUAAAAUGGAGGGGGGAAUUUUUGAGGGACCAUGGAGGAAGGGGCUCCUCCCCGUUGGCAGUAUGUCAGGGGGUCUCAGCAGUGGGAGGCGGCCCUGAGGCGGCCACGAGAUUCACCCCGUGUAGCAAGAGUGCCGGGGGGGACACUUUUUCACGAGGGACAAUAGGACAUAUCGAGGAGGACCUCUUUACGAAGCCAUACGCACACUACGACUAUAUUCUUUACCCACUCGAGAUUGUUAAGACGAGGAUGGCCAAGGAGACCAUCGAUGAUUACGUAAAAGCAAUGGUCCAUUUGAAGGAGGACGUAGAGGUGAAUUGCAUCCCCGUUGUUGACACAGACGUGUCAGCAUCGGCAGAAGAGGAGAUAGAGAAGUGCCUGGGUGGAGUGUCAGACCACGCGGACGCAUCGAACAGCGACCAAGGCGAGGAGAACCGAACCAGACAGAGAAGCAGCAGUUUAGGAGAUGAGCAGACUGUAUCUGAAAGGAAGAGUCAUAGUCCGAAUCCAAAGGAGGGGAACCACCCUGAGGGGAUUUCGAGAAGUGCCGAAAAUUUAACAUUGCCUAGCGAACCUGAUGGGAAGACGCCCCAUGACCGAUUAGCCAUUUUGCCAGGGGACCACCCUGGGAUGCCCCCCAUGAACGGGCAGCCAAUACAGAGAACCACACAGACGAUAUGCCAGCUGAAUGCAAUUCUGAGGGAUGAAAAGAAUAGAACCGUCCCAUCCAGCAAUGUAUACAAAAUGAAGCAUAUGUAUUUGGACAUCUUAGACACCUUGGAUGAGAACAUUCUGAAUCAUGUGGACAAGGCCCAUGCCUUCAUCGACGACGUGAUUAGGGAUAACAAAAAUGUGUUGGUCCAUUGCAUGGCUGGUAUCUCUCGCUGCUCAUCCAUCAUCCUCUCUUACAUUUCGAAGAAGAAUGGGAAGGGCAUUGCAGAGAACUUUGCCACUCUCAAGGAUCGCUACCCCUUCGCCCAUCCCAACGAAGGCUUCUACAGGCAGCUGCUUCUCUACGAGCGGAUGAACUACACCUUAGAUGGACGAAGCGAAUACCAUCGCGUCUAUGAAGAGGUAAAGCGCGACCGGGGUGCACUGGAGCAGCUAAAAGGGUUGAACCUCAAAAAUGAGCCAGACGCGAUGUACAAGUUUAGGUGCAAAUUCUGCAGGUUUACCCUCUUCAACGACAACGACAUCAUUGAGCAUCAGUUGGACAAGUACAAGAUAAAGAAAAAGUACGGCGAUUCCUGCACAAGCAUCUUCAUCGAGAGGAAGGAGUGGAUUCUCACGGAGCAGAAGAUGAAGGGCGUCUUGAUUUGUCCAAACAAAGAUUGCAGCGCUAAGCUAGGAAAGUGGUCCUGGACCGGAAUCUGCUGCUCGUGCGGCUAUUUACAGACCCCAGCCUUCAUGAUUAACACGUCUAACGUCGACCGCAUGAGGAUUAACCCCAACUAA